AUGAACAUAGUGGACUCAAUUAUAACGUACGAAAUACCGGAACCAUCGGACGCACUAACCGUUAAUGAAUACGAUAUGUUAACCGACAUAAAACAUAAUACGGACACAGCCUUAAGCCAUGCGAGGGAUCAGUUACUAUACCUGAACAACACAUUGUCACAACUGAAAGCAUCGGGGGUUAAAGUAUUGGUACUUCGCAUCGCUUACUGGGAAUUGUCUUUAAAUAUAAUCGACGAACUGAUGCAACAGUUGUUGAUAGAGAGGGAUGUCAUCGACGAGUACAGAGUGUCCAACAAUAAUACUCGACCAGAAGUACAACAUGUGUUGAAUAAAUUGACCCGUAUUAUUAUGUCUUUACACAGCUAUGUGAGAGAACAAAAUGACCGAUUUGUACGUAUGCGCUUUUAUCAAUCUAAAAUAUGCUACCCUGGUCAAGAGUUUGGAUUUGUGCGCGGUUUAGGCGAUGGUUACGGUAGGCACGUGGUUCGCGGCAGCGACCUAAAUAAAGACUCAGAUGAUGACGAUUAA
This is a messenger RNA of Medioppia subpectinata, 528 nucleotides long. The record is from the annotation of a GenBank genome assembly. Lineage: Eukaryota; Metazoa; Arthropoda; Arachnida; Sarcoptiformes; Oppiidae.